AUGACUUGGUUUGAUGGAUUCAAAGUAUGUGGGAAAUAUUUGCUUGUUGCCCGUUUAGGUUUCCUACGUAACGAUUUAUGUGGGAAAACUGUUUCCGUAGGAAGCAUGCAGGAUUUCUAUUUAUCUCAUAAGCACUGUUUUACGUUUCAGAAACCACUUCACGAUUCUGAAAUUGAGAUCCAGCUGUCACAGUUACUUUGUUCAUCGGAAGAAGAAAACCUUGAUGAUGAAGCAGUUGACUCUUUUGCCACCAGUAGUUACAAUGUCGAUUUAGACAAGCGUUUGGAUGAGAUUCAAGGUAUUUCUGUCGAAGAAUUACAUUCUUUACUGGUGGGAGAAUCAGAUUUGUCUCUUAUCCAAGAUGAAACUUUUUUGAAUUCACCAGUUCAACAGAUUUUUAAGCCGAUUCUUCCUCAAGUGGCUUCAACUUCACAAGAUGCAAUCGCUGAAGUCCAUGCAGGCCCUUUUCAUGUGAUUUCGGAUGUUCCUAUGCUACUUGAUCAAAAUCCUGGUGAAACAACCUCACUUGUUUCUGUAGCUGAUGUCCAGGCAGACCACUCUUCCCCAGUACCACUAUUGGCAGAGCCUGAUGAAAGCUCUAAUGCAGAUCCAACAUCUUCUUUCUCUAGGGAUAAAUUCAUUCGAUUUCAAAAUAAAUCAAGAGAUUGGUCUUUUGCAACUGAUGAUAUUACUUGGCCUAUUUUCGAGAAGAAAAUGCAGAUAAAAAAAAAUUACAAUAAUAGAAGUCAACAACUGGAUUAUUUUCUUGACUUUUUCCCUGAUGAGUUACUUUAUAUUAUUGUUGAAAAUACAAAUAUUUAUGCAAGACACAAACAUUCAAAAGCUUGGACCGAAGUUACAAAAGAAGAAAUAAAAGCAUACUUAGGAGUGAUUAUACUAAUGAGCAUAAAUCCAUUAGCAGAUAUAAAUACUUAUUGGUCAACUGAUGAGUUUUUCAGAAAUCCUGUUAUUUGCAAAGUAAUGCCCUUAAAAAGAUUUAAAAAAAUAACACAAAAUCUCCAUAUAUCAAAUAUUUCCACAGAAGCUCCACGAAACUCACCAGAUUAUGAUAAAUUGGGUAAAAUUAGACUUUCCAUUUCAAUCCUAAACAAAGUUUUUCAAGACAAUGUUUAA
This is a messenger RNA of Parnassius apollo (apollo), 1134 nucleotides long. Lineage: Eukaryota; Metazoa; Arthropoda; Insecta; Lepidoptera; Papilionidae. The record is from the annotation of a GenBank genome assembly.